AUGUUUCUUUCUAGCUCUGAUUCCAGCAUAUUUAGUGAUAAUGACAGUACUAGUAGUAAUAAAAAUGAAUACGCUUUUAACUCAGAAGAAAAUAUAAAAAAUGUAAAAAGUUUUAAUAAAAUAAUUAUAAAAUUGUUUUUAAAAAAUAGAAAAUAUUACGAACAAAUAAAACACAUAGCUCUCACAUAUUUAAGUAAAAUAGAAGAUAUUGAAUUUUAUAGUGUUCAAAAAAUUGAUAAAGGAAGGAAUGAGCACAUACACAAUUUUUACUUUGAUACAUAUGAUGCAAUUGAAUAUGGAGAAAAUGAAUUAAUAUAUUAUAUGCAAAAUAGUUUUCAUAAAUUUAUUGAUGUAAUAAAUAACUACUCAAUUCCAUUUUUCUUUAGAUUAAUCUUUAUAAAUUGUUAUUUUGAAUUUCUUCAUAAUGAAGAAUUAAAAAAAAAAUACAAUUAUGAAUUUAAUAAUAAAUACAACUUAUCGUCUAUUAAUGAUAGUAGUAAAGAGAUUGACUCUAUUACAAGAACAUACGAUAAUUUUUUAAGUAACAAUGAAUAUGAAGAAAAUUAUAUCUUUAACGGAAACAAAGAGAAAAAACUUGUACAUGAAGAUAAAAAUAAGUAUGAAUAUAAGGAUGAAAAUGGAAAUAUGGAUAACUAUAAAGAUGAAUCUGAAAAUGACGAUGAAAAAAAAAAAAGAAAAAAAAAAAAAGAUGAUAUUUUUUUUUAUGAUUUUAUAGAUUAUGAUUUUAAUAAAGAUAAAAAGGUUUUGGAAGAAAUUGAUAUGUACAGUGCAUGCUUAAUUAAAGGACUUUUAUAUUCAUAUAAACAUUCUUCUUUUUUAAAAGAUUUAAAUAUAAAAUUAAAAGUAAAUAACUGUUUAAAAAUUAUAUUUGACAAACACAAUAUAAAAAUUAAGUGCCGGGUAAUAAAUAUCCCAUAUAUUCAUGAUAUUUAUGUAAAUUAUUUACAAGAAAUAGAAAAUAAACAUAUUGGUAAGUUUAUAAGUAUUGAGGGAAUAAUUACAAGAGUUGGAGAAAAGAAAAUAUUAGAAGAAUGUAAAAAAUACAGAUGUAUGAAAUGUGAUAAUAUAAUUCAAAAAAAGGCUAUACCAGAAAUGUAUUAUAACACUCAGACAAUAUUUGUAUGCCCCAAUUAUUAUAUUAAUACUAACAUACCUUAUGAAGAGAGUGAAUUAAUUCCAAAAAAAAUGAACAAAAGGUAUCAAAAAAAAAAUUAUAUGAGAGAUACUAAAAAUAAUAAGUAUCCAUUCAAGAAAAAAUGCAAUGGCACAAAUUUUGAACUAAUAGAAAGUGAAAUUAGAAGAGUAGAUUAUCAAGAGAUAAAAAUAAGGGAAACAAGUAAAACAAAUAUACCACACUCAAUAACAGUGGUGCUUUUAGAAAAUCUCGUAGGUAGGUAUAAUCCAGGAAAAAAAGUAAUUAUCAAUGGAAUAGUUCUAAGAAGAUGGAAAAAAAUGUACAAAGAUAUCAGAUGUGAAGCUGAAUUAUUUAUUGAAGCUAAUAAUAUUGAAAUUAAAAAAUUGGAAAAUAUAAAAUGCAAAGAAAUAUCUUUAGAUGAUGACUUUGCUAAAAGAAUAAAUAUAAUAAAUAAAGCUUGUAUAGAUGAUGGAAUAACAAACUUAAAUAGAGAAGAAAAAUACUUAGAAAAUUUCCUAGAAAAAAAUAGCCUCUCAAAUAACGUGAACGAGAGCAAAAAUAAUCCUUCUCUAAAUGAAAAAAAUAUGUAUAUUUCUGAUUUUAAUAUUCCAGUAAAUAAUGUGGAAAAACUUUUUGAAAGAUAUUGGUUACUUUUUAAAAAUAAUAAAAUAGAAGGAAAAAGAUAUAUAUGCGAAAGUAUAUGCCCCAAUUUAUAUAAUUGUAAAUUAUCAAAAAUGUCCCUCCUUUUAGUUUUAAUAGGUGGAAAUAAAACAAAUGAAUAUGAUUCUUUCUAUAAUGAAAAUAAUAAAUGGAAAAAAUAUUUUGAUAAGAAUUAUGAGAAUAAAAAUAAUUAUAUGGAAAUUGAUAAAAAUUCCAUUUAUGAAAAUUUAUGUAAACGUAAAAUAGAGAAAAACAAUAAAAAAAAAAAAAAACAUAAAAAAAGAAAAGGGAAAAUUUCACAAGACAAUUAUGAUAAAAGAACUCUGUGUCAUUUACUACUGGUUGGAGAUCCUGGAACAGGAAAAUCUCAAUUAUUAAAAGAAGUGCAAAAAUUAAGUAAUAUUUGUAUGAACGUAUCAGGCAUGUUUUGUACUACUGCAGGAUUAACAUGUGCAGCAAUAAAAGAAGGAAAUACCUUUAUGUUAGAAAGUGGAGCUUUAGUUUUAGCUGAUAAUGGUGUAUGUUGUAUUGAUGAAUUCUGCUUAAUGAAAAAUGAAAAUAAAAAUGCUAUUCACGAAGCAAUGGAGCAGUUAACCAUAUCUGUUGCAAAAGGUGGGAUAGUUGAUAAACUAAAUUGUAGGUGUACCAUUAUUGGUGCAUCAAAUUUCGAGUUAAAUAGAAACGUGAAAGGAAAUAUAGCUAGCAGUGAAAAUAAAGUGCUUAUUCUUAAUCUUUCUUAUGCUUUAUUAAGUAGAUUUGACUUAGUAGUUAUAACAGAAGAUAAUAAUAAGAUAGAUUCAAAAGUUGCUGAUUAUGUAUUAUCACAAGACUUUGAAACAAAUACACGUAAUCACAUUAAUGAAAAUACAAUGAAAAAAAAAGAUACUGGAUGUUAUAUUCAUGAAGAAAAUAAAAACAGCUUAUCGAAAUUAUCUUAUUCUAUGAAUAAUCCUGAACUUAAUAGUUAUUAUUCUUCUUUUUCUUCUCAACAUAGCAAUAGAAAAAUUAUAUGGCCAUGUGAAAAAAUUAAAGAAUACAUUUACUAUGUAAAAAAUAGUUUCUUUCCUAAUUUUGAUAAAAAUGCUAAGUUAAUUUUAAUUACUUAUUAUUCUAAUUUAAGAAAAUACAAUGAUGGUGAUAAUGGGACAACAAUAAGAACAAUGGAAAGUUUGAUUAGAUUAAGUGAAGCACAUUCAAAAUUAAUAUUUAACAAUUCAGUUUUUGCAGAUGAUGUUAUAAAUAUAAUUUUGUUAGUGGAAUUUAGUUUAAGAGGUUAUCAAAUAGCUAUUAAAACAAAUUCAAAUAAUAUUUUAAUAGCUAGAACUGGGAUUAUUGAAAACUUGAAUGAAUUAUUAGAAACUUAUAAUAAAAAUAGUAAUAAUUUUCAUUCUUUAGAUGAUGUUUUGUUCAAUAAUUCUUUAUAUACUUAUUUUAAAAAAAUUCUUUUAGAAAAAUUAAAUUUAAAAGAAACAAAUGGAAAUAUUCAUAAAAUAGAAUAA
Molecule: messenger RNA, 3315 nt
Organism: Plasmodium gallinaceum
Lineage: Eukaryota; Apicomplexa; Aconoidasida; Haemosporida; Plasmodiidae
Gene: MCM9
Product: DNA helicase MCM9, putative
Exons: 1
Coding region: 1-3315 (1104 amino acids)
Biological process (GO): double-strand break repair via homologous recombination
Cellular component (GO): nucleus; MCM complex
Molecular function (GO): ATP binding; single-stranded DNA helicase activity; single-stranded DNA binding
Source: RefSeq, a predicted model, not a curated record